Dendrobium catenatum is the source of this 707-nucleotide messenger RNA. RefSeq names its product rRNA biogenesis protein rrp36. Gene Ontology annotation, cellular component: 90S preribosome; nucleolus. NCBI's taxonomy places the organism in Eukaryota, Viridiplantae, Streptophyta, Magnoliopsida, Asparagales, Orchidaceae. Bases 199 to 636 code for a protein of 145 amino acids. Gene Ontology annotation, biological process: maturation of SSU-rRNA from tricistronic rRNA transcript (SSU-rRNA, 5.8S rRNA, LSU-rRNA). The transcript has 7 exons. The record is from RefSeq and is a predicted model, not a curated record.
UUUGUCUUUCAUCUUCUCUUUUCGUCGUUGCUGUUCGGCUUCGUUGCUUCGCAGAGGUGUAGAGAGUGCACGCAUCGCUUCUUCGGCUCCUUCGUGGUCGUUCGACUUCGCUCCUUCGACGACUUUACCUUCCUGUCGGAUCGGAAGUUACGACAUUUUGAUCGGAAGCAACAACGGGAGCUCGCUGGUUGUGAAGACAUGGUGAUCAAGAAAUCUAAGGCGCCCACUGUAGCUGUUGAAGGAGAAACUGCUAUUAAUGAUAAAAAUGAGAAGAUUGGUUCAUGGGACCAUAAGCAACAGGAGAACUUGGAGCAAGCACUUGCACAUAUCCCAUUUGAGGAGUUACAAAAGGCACGAGCUGAUGGCUCACAUGUUAUUCGACUCAAAACUGCAUACAUGCAACCUGAUAAACCUGGUCGUGCUAACAAGAAUAGGCCAAUGGAGAUGAGCAGCAAGGUCCGUGUUGGAAGAUAUAAAGAAGUUAUCCAAGCUCCAAAAAGGGUUGUUCGAGACCCACGAUUUGAAUCUCUAUGUGGAAACCUUGAUACUGAACGGUUCAGGAAUAGAUAUUCUUUCUUGUAUGAGGUUGAGCUUCCUGCAGAGAAAGCGCAUGCAGAAACUUCAGAAAUUGAUUAAGAAAUCCAAGGACCCAAAUAUCAUUGAAGAUUUGAAAAAUCACAUCUCUUGGAUUGUAAGUACUAUAUAUA